UCGCACGACUCGCCAUUCGUGGACAGCUAUGGGGCUAGUUUGACACUCCUCGGGCGCGUAAAAUCCCCGAGGAAAUCAUCAUUCCACUUAUCCUCGGGGAAGAAAACGAAAAAAAAAUGUGAAAACAUUUCCUUGGGGAUUCCUCAGGCCACAACCAUUUCGACGCGUUCCCCAAGGGACCUCCCGAUGUCCCUUGGAGGUCGAUCAUCCGGAAGAAUCGGGGCGUCGACGGCAGCUCCGUCGACGACAAUUUUCAACGCGGCUGGUCCAUUGCUGGGGUUGAGUGGCGACGAAGGCGAUGGAGGUGUGAAUCUGUCAUUCGGGUUGUGCAGCGGGAGGUCGUCGGCCGCGUCGCAAACGGUGAUCGUGAACAACCAUCCCGACGACGAGGGCGGGCAGGUGACGACUGUUGCGCGUUCAUCGAAGUCUCCAGCUCCGAUCCGGGAGGCGUCGGGGAACAACGGGGAUCCUCCGAGGCAGCAAUUCCGGAUGCCGUCUGUGUCGAGGGAUGCCUCAGCUCGCCCCACAUGGAUGCAGUCUCCGUCUCCCCUUUCCGCCAGACUGAGUUCGACUGCAUCCCGUCGUGGACGUGAAUGCGGGGAGACGGAUUGUGGCAUCGAUGAUGUUGGUGAUGCAUGCGACGGGAGGGAGGUGUGGGCAGAACACCGACGGGCGCUUCAUCCACGGCGGGAGGAAUCCAUAACUCGGGGGGUGCAGCGACUGCGUGUGGGGGAGCGUGAAAACGACUUCGACGCACCUGCGGUGGGCGUGGACGAUCAGGAGUGGAACGAUGACGACGGCGAAGGUGGGGAGGACGACGCAAACCAUGUACCAGCGUUGAAGCAGAGCAGCAUGGGAGGGAGGGGCAGGAAGACGAGGGCGUGUGCUCGCAAUGGUCGUCGGGGGAAAAAAGCGGCGGGGAAGGGGAGCGAUGCCGAAGCUGACGGUGAUGUGGAAAGAGGUCGUCAGUUCUGUACCGCGUACGCUCGUAUGAAGCCGCGAGAAUGGAAGUGGUUGGAUGUGGAGCAGAGGUUAAAGAAGGUGGGCGUCGACAGAGAAGCCGAACGGUGCGGGAAGAAGUGGGAGAAUUUGAUGCAGCAGGUCAAGAAGUUGCAUCACUUCCAAGGCUUGUCAAGGAAGCAUAACUUCUUCCAAUUCUCCGGGAAAGAGAGGUUGUCGAAGGGCUUCAAUUUCAACAUGGAUCGUGCAGUUUACGACGAGAUCCUGGGGUCGACCGCGAAGAGCCACACCAUAAACCUCAAGAACGUCACCGACAUUGGUGCUCCGGGUGGUGUGCGUCUGCCGUCCGCCACUUCUGUGGAUCCUGAAUCUGUGGGCGAUGGGGACACUGCUGCAGGGCACGACGACGACGAGGACGGGUCGAUGAGAGGUUCUUCUCAGACGACGGGAAGCCAUGCCGGUUUCGACAAGCGGAAGAGCACGACGCAACAAACAUUCGAAGCGCUGACGGAUUGCAUGGAGAAGCACGGGGCUCUGUUGGCGUCGACGAUGGAGAGCAACAACAAGCGGCAAUGCUCCAUCCAAAACCGACAAUGCGAGUCGUUGGAAGCAGAGGUGGAAGUUCAAAAAAAACACUACGUGGCGUCUGACGAAGUUAGCAAACCGAUGUGUCACGCUCUUUUGGAGAUAGCGAAGGCCAUCCGUGAGCUCACACGCCGCGCUCCGCCGUUGUCGAGGAUCCACGCAUUCCGGCGGGAUUGCUGUGACAUCGCGUGUGACGAAGGACACUCGCCGUCGGUUGUUGCAAUCCUCGCGUUCGUCGCCUUCAUUACCUUUGUCGCCACUUUCAUCGCCUUUCUCGCCAUUCUCGCUGCCUUCAUUGCCUUUCUCGCCAUCCUCGUGUUCGUCGCAUUCAUCGCCUUUCUCGCCAUCCUCGCUGCCUUCAUCGCCUUUCUCACCAUCGUCGCCACCUUCAUCGCCUUUCUCGCCAUCCUCGCGCCCGUCACAUUGCGAAGUCGCCACGUCGCCGCCGCAUCCGUCUUGGGCCAUGUGAACUUCAUCGCCGUGUUGUUCGACCGUGGAGUGCGCACCUCUGUUUCUUCCUCGCCAACGCCGUCGUCGCCACCAUCGCCACGUUCGCAGUCUAUCCCUCCGUCACCGUCGUCUUGUUCGUCGCCGAUACGGGCCAUCGUCCAGAACGUCUUCCGGGCCGUCAACGGCAGCGACGACAUCAUCGCCACACCCGUGGAAAGUGACUUCGAGGAAGAGGAGGAAGUGCCGUUGACGCUGAAGUCAGCGAGGAGGGGAAGUGGAGCCCUCCGGAUCGAUGAUGUCGGUGAGAGACGAGGCGGAGGAGGGCGCGCAAUGAUGGAAGACGUCAUCAACGUCAAUGCCGUGACGGCAUCCGGGCGAGGCGGGGGAACAACCGUCGGCCAGCAACAUCGCGCGACACUGGCACGUGCGAACGAAGCCCCAGAACUGCAAGAGGUUGUCGUCCGAGCGCGAACACCAGCAACCCCGGGGGCGACGACCUCUACAGACAUUGGCGUCAGUGUGCAAGCCGUCGGUCAGGGGAGCAAGAGUCGCUCUCCUGCGCAGGAGCAGCGCGGGGCUGCGCACGUGGGGGAAGGGGCAGGGGCGGGCGGGGCCGCAGUGGGUGGGGCUCCUCACGUAGCGGAAGGGGCAAGGGCAGGCAGGGCCGCGACGAUGGGGGCUUCACAAGCGGCUGAGGGAGUGAGGGCGGGCGGAGCGAAGGCAGGCGGGGUUCCACAGGCGGGGGAAGGGGCGAGGGCAGACAAUGUCGCAACACAGGGGGAGGACGACGAAGCGCUGGUGAACAGGGUGCGUCAGCGGAAUGUGCGGGAUGGAAUCGAGGCGUCGUCGAAGAUGUGGGUGGACGACAUCUGCUUCUGGAAUGAAACGAAGGGGAGCGCCCUUGUGAAGUUGAUGCAGGAGGCGCGCAUGUAUCUUGUUGUGGUGGCGAGGGGAGUGCAGCCUCCAGCAUUGCGUCGAAGCAUCGUCUUGCCUCAUACAACCAUCCCACAACACAAAAUCAACAACGAAUCGGAGUUGAACGCUGCGCCGGAGAGGGCAAUGAAGGUGAAGACUAUCGCUUUGCGGGUCAUCCACGGGUGGGUCUUCAACUCGACGAGCAGGCAACAGGUGUACCACGCAGCGUACUCGUACGCGUUGAACCAUGGGGCCACUAACAUCGCUCGCGCCAUCUGGAUGGGGGAGGACUGGCGUGUGUGUGUGAGCCCCAUGGUGUUCCACAUCACGCUGGACAUGGAUAUGAUGCUGCCAGUGUGGUUCGUCGGCGCGAACAUCGAAGACAGGCACGAGAACGACGAGCUGGCGGCGUAUCAGGAGGCGAGCAUCCAGCGACUGGUGGGGGCGUUCACGAGUGCCAUUUCCACAACGGAGGGGAUCGACGGCGGUGGGUUGUCGCACGAGCGGUUGAAGAGCGUUGCCGAAGCGAUGAGGAUCAUGCUCGCGGCGACCAUGUGGCUCAUGCGGAUGAGCGGGGACGAUCAUCGCUCACAUUACGAUGCGUGGGUAUUCGUCCAACUCACGACAAAACCCACGCUCAUCGCAUCCAUGCAUGGCUCAUUCGACGUGCGUGGGCACAUCAUGCAAGCCGCGACCACCAUCACGGACAAGUUCGUGAAACCCCCUAUGACAUUGGUACCGCCUCCGUUGUACAUACCCGACUGGGCGUCGAUCGGCGUGAAGUUCUCACAUGACGCCACGUUGUCUUCCCCCAUGGAGGCAAAGAAGCUCGAUUGGUUGGGCACAUGUCCCCCGGAAGACGAAGACGACAACGAAGGUGACGACGAAGGGGGCGAGGGGGAGUGAUGAAACGUUCGCGGUGCAGUGUCUUCCUCGACGUCGCCAUCGCAGGGUGGGACUAUAUGUUUCUCGCAUUUCCAAUAG
Molecule: messenger RNA, 3894 nt
Organism: Chara braunii
Lineage: Eukaryota; Viridiplantae; Streptophyta; Charophyceae; Charales; Characeae
Source: the annotation of a GenBank genome assembly